Molecule: messenger RNA, 2479 nt
Organism: Tribolium castaneum (red flour beetle)
Lineage: Eukaryota; Metazoa; Arthropoda; Insecta; Coleoptera; Tenebrionidae
Exons: 3
Coding region: 151-939 (262 amino acids)
Source: RefSeq, a predicted model, not a curated record
ACAAAUUCGUUGAACUUUUACGUCUCUAUGAAUGGACCGGCAAUUAAAACUACUACAACUACUCAUCUGGCAUCAAAUAUGUUACAAAAAUGUGUCUUUAGCUAAAGCAAUCGCCCAAAAUAAAUAAUUUGUUAUCCGGUUAUCACCGUAAUGUUUGUACAACCCUAUCUACCUAUACAGGAAAACGCAGACAUGAGUCAAGUCCUAGCCGAAAAAAGGCUUCUUAUAACGUACUCACUGUGCACAGUAUUGGGGGCUGUGGCCAGCAUCACGACAGGCAUCGCAUGGGGGCACUGGAAGCUGACUCUAGACCAGUGCGUCAAUGGAAAAAAUUGCAGCUGUAUUUUAUACGGCCAACACACACCGUCCAAAUUUCUAGGCGGUAGCGCGGCCCCUUGCAUUUGGGUGACUUUCGGCCCCCUUUUCUACGUCCUCUUCACCAUCGCAAUGUCGUGCUUCCACGGCUAUCGAGUCAUUUUCAGCUCACGUUCGGUCAAGACACGCACCGUCAUGAGCAAAAACGAUGCUGGUGAAACGGUGGAGACACGUCUCGUCCAAAUCGACGACACAGCCCCCCUUCCACGUUCGUUUUGGGUCACUUUGGCCGUCCUUACGUCCAUAUGGACGGUCUACGCCCUCGUCCACUUUGCCAUAUUUCUGGACGGGUUCUACCACACGUGCAACCAAUAUCGAAGGACGCUCGAGAUCUUAUUAGGAGUCCAUGGAACUGCAAUUCCAGUUAUUCAUGGACGGUUGUCUUGCCAAAGCAUUUUCGAUUUUAUGGACUACAUGCAACCGAGUAGCGGAUACGGAUACAGGGACGGUUUUAUUUACACAGGGGCGGACCUAAUUAUCGGGAUUUUAGCCGCGUGUUUCGCGUGGAUUCUUUUUGCCAUGGCCUCGUUUAUCAACAUUAAGAGGGCAAAAGUACAAGAGUAAGGUAAACAAAGUACAAAGUAACUACGGAUUACUAAAGUUAGGAUACGAAACGACGUACAAAUAAAAGUUAAACACUAUUCAACAUUAAACAAAUUCUGUCAAUUUUCGCCCAUCAGAAUCUGAUAAAAACAAAGCAGUUAAUAUGUAUCUGCUUUUAACUUUAUUUAUUUAAACAUGCACUACAAUUUUAAAUGUCACCUUUAUUUUCUAAGAUACCUAAAAAUCACCCUUUAUUUAUUUAAGAAGUUUUUGUUUUUUUUUUUUUCAAAAAAUUAAGCCAUUUUUACACAUUAUUUUCUAUAGUAGGUAUUAUGUUGUCAUUGACUGUUUUCAAAGACAUUUAGUGUAUUGUACACUACUCAGACUUUUUCUACCAGUUUUUAUCGUAAAAUUUCUCUAUAAUAUGAAUUGAAACUACUAAAAACUUUUUAAAACUCAUUAACUAAACAUCUAAGAACUUACGAAGUAAAAACAUAUGAGGAAAACUAUUGACUAUUUAUUUAAAAAAUAAAUCAAAAUUAAGCCGUCCUUAAAAUUUUGCCACCCUGGGCAAAUAGCUCGUUUAGCCCAUAAGUAAAUAAGCCACUGUCCAUUUACCUCAAGUUUUCAGAGUAACGAAUUUAAAAAAAAAUACAACGGUUAGCGAAAAGCAAAUGAAAAAAUACAGAUAGAACAUUAAAUAUUCAAUAGUAAUAUAAGACAAAAGUAAUGCGAAAAUUAGAUCGUGAACUAUAUCAAAAAAAAACUUUUAGCAAUUUGCACUCUGUCUUGUCUUCUAGUCUUCAAAACGCUGGGAAUGCGGUUACAGAAACAAUAAAAAUGUUAGGAAAAAAGUUGAAAUGAAUUAAAUUUUCUAAAAAAAAAUAAGCGAGACCGUAUCCAUCAUAUCUUCGAUCGUUUAGGCCUCAAAGUAAAAUACAUUUAUUGGUGAUUGAAUUGCGUAUAAAUUGGCCAAACCAAAAACGCCAGAGACUGCAAUGAAUCCUGACAAAAGUUAUGGAAACUGUGAACAGUAAUCCACAUAUCAGCUAGAGGCUAAUUUGGAGGCAAACUGGGAUUAACCGGGUUCUAAAAUUAUCAUUUCAAAUUGGUCCAAACGUUAAACGAAGCUGAUUAUGAAAGUGAGUCCUCUGUUACAUUAUAGAAGAUAAAACCAAAUCACAAACAAAUUUAUAAUUAUUAGUGUUUUUGAAUCAAGUAGUAAUUGAGUAAUGUAUUACUGGUUGCAUUUAAAAUUCGUCAAAAAUUAUGUGAAUCACCCUGUUUGAAUUUUUUAUUAAAUCUAAAAUUUGGAUUCAUUCUUUAAUUUUUUCUUUGUUUUGUUUGUGAAGUUCAUUUGAAACUUCACAAAAAUAUAAUUAAGUUAAAAGAAAAAUAUAAUUAUCAUUUGGUUCUGAUAAUUGAGUGGUAAAAUGAAACGGAGUGCAAAUUUUAAUUAUUUUUUGUCGCCAUUUUGACGCUUUAAUAGAGAUAUUAAAGCACGCAACGUCAUCAAGUGUGAUGUCAUAAUAGUAAUUAUUUGACGAAACAUUUUAGAUUG